Penicillium cinerascens is the source of this 873-nucleotide messenger RNA. RefSeq lists its product as uncharacterized. Bases 1 to 873 code for a protein of 290 amino acids. Lineage: Eukaryota; Fungi; Ascomycota; Eurotiomycetes; Eurotiales; Aspergillaceae. The record is from RefSeq and is a predicted model, not a curated record. The transcript has a single exon.
AUGUCGUCUACAAGCGAGUCCUUCACGCUCCCAAACGGGCGACAGAUGGCCUAUACCCUGUCGUCCGGCAGUUCCUCGGAUCGCGUGGUCCUUUUCUCCAAUUCCUUGGCCGAGGAUCUGACCUCGUGGGAUCGCGUCGUGCCUGUGGUGGAAAACCAAGACUUCCGCGUCCUCCGCUACGACGACCCGGGGCAUGGACGCUCGGGUGCGCCUACUAAAGCCGAAUUGACCUCCAUGACAUUCGAGACCUUGGCGGACGACGUCUACCACCUUCUCGAACACCUCAAAAUCAGCAAGUUGCAUGCCUGGGUCGGCGUCUCGAUGGGCGGCAUCAAGGCCGUGUACUUCACCGCGCGCCAUCCGGGCAUCGUGAACAAAAUCGUCGUGGCCGACGCCAUCGCCGCUUCUCCGGCCGUGGCGGGCAUCCCCGAUAACUUUGCCGCGCGGGUAAGCGCCGUCAAACAGUCGGGUUCCAUCUCGGAGGACCUCUCAAACACUAGGAAGCGGUGGUUCGGUGAAGACUGGAUGGCAAAGCAUCCGGAGGAAACGGCGAGGAUUGAGAAGUCCAUGGCUACAACUACAGUUCAGGGGCUCGAGGCGUGCUGUGCUGCCCUUGGGGGCCCGUCUUUCGACCUGAAGCCGCUAUAUCCGAAGGUGGGAUACGCCUGUGAAGAGGCGCUCAUUGUCGCCGGCGAGAAGGAUGCGGACCUUCCAGUCAAGAUGCAGGAGAUGCGGCAGGCUAUUGAGGAGAGCCUCUGGAGCUGUGGAAAGAAGGUGCCCGUGAGGAUGGAGAUUAUCAAGGGUGCCGGGCAUGUUCCCUACAUUGAUGGCUUCGAGGACUUCUGCGAAAUCAUCACCAAAUUCCUUGCCUAG